UUGCUUUUUCGCAUCACUGAAGAGACUGUUGGACCAGGCAAGACAUGCAUCGCUUGGCGACCAAACGGCAACACUCUUGCCUUGGCCAGCGACAACAAAAGUGUGGUUUUAUAUGAUAAAAAAGGAGCAAUAAUCGAUGUGUUGGAUGUCAAUGGAAAUGUUGUUGACAUGGCAUGGGAUAAAGAAGGAGACGUUCUGGGUAUUAUUGUGGACUCGUCAGCCUUAGCUAUUCUAUGGAACAUAAACACACGCAAUGCUGAACAAUUGGAUACGGCAACGGGAGCUAAAGAACUUCCAUUAUGCCUUGCCUGGUCUGCUGUGUCACCUUUAUUGGCUAUCGGUAACAGCAAUGGUAAUCUGUUUAUUUACAAUCAACAAAUGUCCAGAAAAAUACCCGUACUUGGUAAACAUCAACGAAAAAUUACCGGUGUUGCAAUGACAAAACAGGAUGAAAUCCUAUGUUGCAGUGAUGACAAUACGAUCACAGUAUCAUCAGCUGAUGGUGAAACUAUACGAACCAUGACAGUAUCGGGUGAGCCUAACGAUCUCCAAGUUGGUGAAGUUAAACGGCCCGGAGGAAAUGUGGACGUAAUAUUAAGCGCUGUGCUAGGCAAGAAGACACUCUAUCUCGCAACAUUGUCGGAAAAGCCUACGGAAAAACUGACCACUGACACCGAAAACGAGAACUCGAUGAAUCUUCAAUUUCAAGAAAAAUACGGUACAAUCGUCGCCCAUGUCUGGUUCAAUGACGGCUAUAUGAUUGUUGGUUUCGAGAAGGGUUUUGUCGUUUGCAUUUCAGCUCAUCCUUCUGAAAUGGGGCAGGAAAUCUUCAGUGUAGCCGAGUACAAGACAUACUUGGCAGCGGUGGCAGUUAGUCCGUCGUUUGGGAAGAUACUGACCGUUGGUGACAACCAAAUCAAAGUCCGUGAGAUGAGAGAGCUCAACGACAUUUUUGUGAUCAUGGAGGUGGACACCGAAAAGGCCCUGGAGCAAUGCAGGAGUCCCAUUGCACGGGUACAGGAACAGGGACGCAGAGACUACACAUGGACCGUGACACGGAAAAAGGAAAUCGCUCUGCUGGAUAUACUGCCACGUCAUGGCUGCGUAUCGAAACGACCGGCGGGAGUCGACGCGCAGCCGAAGUGUUUAGAUCUAUCCCAAGUGGAAUGCUCACUCGAUGGUCAAUUGGUGGCAGUAGCAUCUCGAGGUGGUGGUGUGAGUGUGUACCUAACGAAAAUGCCGUCAAUGGGCGCAGCUUACGGGAAUACAAUGGCCGUGCUAUCGUCUCUGAACCAGAUCACCUAUCUGACCGAAGGCGAUAAGCAAAAAGGUGUCACCAUCAAUAUCGCCAUCGAACCAUCGCAUAUUGCUGUGGGUCCAUACCACAUCGCGGUUGCGACGAACAAUCGUGUCUGGGUUUAUAACGUCACAGCAGGGAAUUCUCAAUCCGUUGCUGAGGGAGAAUACCUGUCAUCCGUUAUCGAUAUGCAACUCAAUGACGAGUUCAUAUGUGUAAUGAUGGAAGGCAAAGCCAGACUUCAUCGGAUUCUCAACUCCGACUCAGGACCCGCAAUGACGUUUCCAGAGCAAGCAAGAAAUUCUCGUCUGGUUGCUGCAGCUCUUUCCAACCACUUUUUUGUCUUCACUACGGAGGCCAACUAUUUGGUUUUCUUCUCGUUGGAAGAAUGGUGUGUUGUGAGCGAAUACCGUCACACGACGCUUAUUCGGCAAGUAUGUCCCGAUCAGGAAGGACUACGAGUUGCCAUAUUCGAUGAAAGGGCUCAAAACUGGGUGUACAGUCCUGUGGACGACUCCAUGCAUAAACUUCCCGCUGUCGGUUCAGCUAUACAUUACAAAGCCGCUCUAUGGGAGACCUUCACCAUCGAUAGGGACACAUUUAUCGUCUACGAUAAUGCCAACAUCUACGUCUACCUUUUGAAUCGCAGCCCAAUAGAAGAUGAGUCUGUGAUUUACAUUGGCAGUACAAAACUUCCAUUUGCUCAUUCGCCCCUUAUGCUCAGCAAGGGCAUCGUACACUGCCUAACAUCGUCAGGUAAAACCAGUGGUGUUUUACUGGACAGUCAUAGGACUGACACAGUGUUGGAAGGGAAAUCCCCGCUAGUGGUAAGGCUUUGUUUACCGAUAUUUCUUGAAAUGGGUCGGAAGGAAUCGUUAAAACUCAAACUAUUUGAUAAAAUAUGUAAUAUAAAUCACCCCUUCCUCAGCGCUUUCACCCGAUUCCGUAUCCCCCACAUGUGGUCAACUAGAGUGUGCGGAAACUACCCUACCAUUCACUUGAUGCGGGUACGCAGUCUCCUGAAACAGGCCCUGCAACUGAAAAGGUCAGUGAUUUAA
This is a messenger RNA of Haemonchus placei, 2355 nucleotides long. The record is from the annotation of a GenBank genome assembly. NCBI's taxonomy places the organism in Eukaryota, Metazoa, Nematoda, Chromadorea, Rhabditida, Trichostrongylidae.